AUGCACGAACCAACCUACAACCCCGAGUCUCCUCUAGCAACGACCACCAUCACUUACCAAUAUAAGCUGGUCAACUGCCCCGGAAAGACCACUGUCGGAAUGCUCGUCGAAUAUCCUCCGAACGGUGCGACACCCCCUCACCGUCACGGGGGCGCUUCUGUCUCCGCCUACGUGAUCCGUGGCUCUGUCUUGAAUAAGAUGAAUAAUGAUCCGAUGAAGGUGAUUGAGCACGGCGGCUCGUGGUACGAGGCACCAGGCUGUCAUCAUCGGAUUAGCGCCAAUGCGAGCCAGACGGAACCGGCGUCAUUCUUCGUGACUUUUGUGAUCGACUCGGACACUUUAAAGCGAGCAGGUCCGUCCAUACUUGUGCAAUAUGAUGCUGAGUUUGUGGAUAUUGUAGCGCAAAAAAUGCAGGUAUAA
Molecule: messenger RNA, 420 nt
Organism: Penicillium samsonianum
Lineage: Eukaryota; Fungi; Ascomycota; Eurotiomycetes; Eurotiales; Aspergillaceae
Product: cupin domain-containing protein
Exons: 2
Coding region: 1-420 (139 amino acids)
Source: RefSeq, a predicted model, not a curated record